This is a messenger RNA of Penicillium digitatum Pd1, 189 nucleotides long. NCBI's taxonomy places the organism in Eukaryota, Fungi, Ascomycota, Eurotiomycetes, Eurotiales, Aspergillaceae. The record is from RefSeq and is a predicted model, not a curated record.
AUGGCAUCAGAACAGGGACUGGCUCGACUAUGGAAAACCAAGCUGGUUCACCAAGUUCUCACGAGCCAUCUGGCAAACAAGGACCAUGUAACAUACCGUCUAGUAUGUCGCAAACUCGCGGUCUAUAUCGCACCAAUCCCGUUCACAGACCUUAAAGUCCGUUUUCGCAGCAGCACCCUAGACCCUUAG